Molecule: messenger RNA, 2848 nt
Organism: Oreochromis aureus
Lineage: Eukaryota; Metazoa; Chordata; Actinopteri; Cichliformes; Cichlidae
Product: protocadherin alpha-3-like
Exons: 4
Coding region: 1-2778 (925 amino acids)
Biological process (GO): homophilic cell-cell adhesion
Cellular component (GO): plasma membrane
Molecular function (GO): calcium ion binding
Source: RefSeq, a predicted model, not a curated record
AUGAUAACUUGGCCUUAUCCUCUGGUUUUCGCCGCGCUCUUCUGCUGUGUGGAAGUGAUUUUAGCUCAGAUUAAAUAUUCGACUCCAGAGGAUGUUAAAGCGGGAGCUGUUAUUGGAAAUGUUGCCAAGGAUCUGGGGCUCGAUGUCGGUACACUGAAAAGCAGGCGUUUUCGUAUUGUGUCUGGAGCCCAGGGUACGCUGUUUGAGGUAAACCCGAACAAUGGGGCGUUGUAUGUACACGAAAAUGUGGACAGGGAACAGCUGUGCGAUAGAAAUGUUGCCUGUUUAUUAGAUCUAAAAAUUGUUGUUGAAAACCCCCUUGAAGUCCACUAUGUUACUGUUGAAAUAAUAGAUACUAACGACAAUAGACCCAGUUUUGCUGAGAAAGAGAAGGUAAUAGAAAUAGCAGAGACCACACUGCCAGGAGCACGAUUUCAGUUACCAGGCGCUCGUGACCGAGAUGUUGGAGUAAAUGCGGUGCAGCUUUAUAAACUCAGUCAAAACGAUCAUUUUCAUCUUGAAAUUCGAGACAGAGGGGAAGAUAAAAUCCCUUUCCUUGUACUGCAGAGAAACUUGGACAGAGAGCGGAAAACAAACCAUAGCUUGAUUUUAACCGCUAUGGAUGGGGGGACGCCGCCAAAAUACGCAAAUCUGAGCCUUAAUAUAAAGGUUCUUGAUAUCAACGAUAACAGACCAGUAUUUUCUCAAGAGGUUUAUUCCGUUACAUUGCAAGAAAAUGCCCCAUUAGACAAGACUAUAAUCAAAGUCCAAGCAACAGAUCUAGACGAGGGUAUUAACGGGGACGUCGAGUAUACUUUUGGGGGUGAUAUUACUUCCAGUGUGUUGCGACUAUUUACUUUAGACAGACUCACGGGAGAAAUUCGAGUUAUCGGAGAAAUUGAUUAUGAGACAGCCAAUGUUUACAAUUUAGAUGUCCAAGCCUCAGACAAAGGUCAGCCGCCAAUGACGACUGACUGUAGAAUUAUAAUAAAGAUUCAAGAUGUCAAUGACAAUAAACCAGAAAUAGAAGUGACUUCAAUAUCCAGCAUGGUCCCCGAGGACUCAAAACAGGGUACCGUGGUCGCUCUCAUUACUGUUACAGACGCUGAUUCUGGUUUAAAUAGCAAAGUCAUAUGUCAUCUAACAGAAAAUGUGCCAUUUGAAUUAAAACCGUCAUUUAAAGAAAACAUGUACUCGUUAGUAACAAAAGAAUCACUAGAUAGGGAAACUGUGUCACAUUAUGACAUUUCAAUAACAGCUACAGACUGUGGUGAGCCGCCUCUUUCCACCUUUAAAAAGUUGAUCAUUCAGGUGUCAGAUGUGAACGAUAAUUUUCCGGAGUUCUCACAUAAUCCACUAGAAUUAUACUUGACGGAAAAUAACGCGGCUGGCGUGUCAAUAUUCUCUGUCAGUGCAUUUGAUAAAGACUGCAACGAAAAUGCAGCAGUGUCCUAUCAUAUACUCAGGGGGGGAGCUGGCCGCAAUGUUAUGGCAUCCAUUGUGAAUAUACAUCCCGACAGCGGACAAAUCACCGCGCUGAAAAGUUUUGACUUUGAAACGCUGAAAACUUUCCAGUUCCAAGUUGUUGCCUCAGAUUCUGGAACUCCGUCAUUAAGCAACAACGUCACAGUCAACGUCUUCAUCCUGGAUCAGAACGACAACGCUCCAGUCAUCCUGUAUCCACUCAGCUCCAAUGGUUCUGCUCAAGGUGUGGAGGAGAUUCCCCGAAACGUCAACGCAGGACACUUGGUGACUAAAGUCAGAGCCUAUGACGCUGAUAUAGGAUAUAACGGCUGGUUGCUCUUUUCACUGCAGGAAGUGACUGACCACAGUCUCUUUGCUUUGGACCGCUAUACAGGACAGAUCAGAACACUUCGCUCAUUCACAGAGACUGACGAGGCUGAGCAUAAACUGGUAAUACUGGUCAAAGACAACGGCAACGUUUCUCUCUCAGCAACAGCUACUGUGAUUGUCAAACUUGUGGAGCCCAAAGAGGCUUUUGCAUCUUCUGAUGUUAAAAGUGCGACAAAAGAUGAUGAGGACAGUAAUGUCAUAUUUUACCUCAUGAUAACUUUGGGCGCAGUUUCUGUACUUUUUCUCGUCAGCAUCAUCGUGCUGAUUGCAAUGCAGUGCUCCAAAUCCACAGACUAUACUUCUAAAUAUCUGCCAGAGACUAAUUAUGAUGGGACACUGUGUCACAGCAUCCAGUACAGAUCAGGAGAGAAGCGGUACAUGCUAGUUGGACCCAGAAUGAGUAUAGGAUCUACUAUAGUACCAGGAAGCCAUGCAAAUACUCUCGUGCUUCCUGAUAGGAGACGUCCUUCUGAAGAGUUCCAAGUUGUUGCCUCAGAUUCUGGAACUCCGCCACUAAGCAACAACGUCACAGUCAACGUCUUCAUCCUGGAUAAGAACGACAACGCUCCAGUCAUCCUGUAUCCACUCAGCUCCAACGGCUCUGCUCAAGGUGUGGAGGAGAUUCCCCGAAACGUCAACGCAGGACACUUGGUGACUAAAGUCAGAGCCUAUGACGCUGAUAUAGGAUAUAACGGCUGGUUGCUCUUUUCCCUCCAGGAAGUUACUGACCACAGUCUCUUUGCUUUGGACCGCUAUACAGGACAGAUCAGAACACUUCGCUCAUUCACAGAGACAGACGAGGCUGAGCAUAAACUGCAUCCAGUACAGAUCAGGAGAGAAGCGGUACAUGCUAGUUGGACCCAGAAUGAGUAUAGGAUCUACCAUAGUCCCGGGAAGUCAUGCAAAUACUCUAGUGCUUCCUGACAGGAGACAUCGCUCUGAAGAGGGCUUUUGUUUCAGAUUGAGGAGGGGAAAUCGCAUAUUAAAACCAAAC